CAUUUCAGUUGCUUGUAUAUCGAGGCAUCGAGCUAGUUGAUCAUUGUGAUUUUCGGAAAGUGUAUUAAAUCUCGUUUAAAUGGGGGUGGAGUUGAAACAAAAAUGAAAUCCCGACAUAUUCUAAGUGAUUACAAAGGAAUUGGGCUUAUGGAUUAAAUGAUAAUUACAGAUGAUAAGCUCUUAGAAAAAUGUUUGCAGUCUAUUUAACUCGUUAAACAAUUUAACAAUUUGGGUCGGUUAAAUAGUUUUUCGAGAAGCACAAUAAUGAGCAACUGGGCGAGGCGAAUGCAUCGGCGAGCUGCUACAUUGAGCAAUGUGGUUACUUCUUGUGGGCAUCCUAAUUCUUUGCCAUAUCCAAGAAGACUCGAAAAAGUGAAGUUCGGUGUUCCUCUUCAUGAAGUAUGCAAGGAUGACAUACCGGGACCCUUACUUGUGCUGAUAUUGAAAUUGAAUAAAGAAGCACCAUUACGGCGCGAUGUGUUUCGCGCUCCUGGGCAUCAAGGAGCUAUGAAAAAGCUUAUACAUUUUCUACAGACGGGUCGUCUUGUCAAUGUCGAUAAUUAUUCUGUAUAUACCAUAGCCAGUGUGCUCAAAAAGUUUUUACGGAAGAUACCUGGAGGUGUGUUCGGAAGGGAAGGCGAGAUGCAGUUGUUCACAGCGGUGGAGCUACCAGCUGAACAGCAAGUUGACGCUAUAAGAAGGUUGCUACUAUCGCUGCCAGUCUGUACGCAGAGAUUAUUGGUGCUACUCUUCGGUACGUUUCGCGUGAUGGCGUCUAACGCUGAUAAAGCUGGCACAGGGAUGACAUCAGAGGCCCUGGGCGUGUCGGUGGCACCAUCGUUCUUCCACUCGUGCGUGUCCGAUGGCAAGACCGCGACUAUGGAGGAUGUUCAGCGGUUCAAGGUGGCAACUCGCAUAAUGCGUCAACUGAUCGAGCAGUUCAGCGCUGGAGAUCUGUUCGGGCGGGAAAAUUAUGAGUACUACGCGCGUGUGACGGGCAGGAUACUGCGGGUUAGGGACGAGUGGAUCUGCUCGUUCAGAGACCCGCCUCCCCCAAGGCACGGACGCGACCAGGAGGCGUAUGCUAGACAGCUGUCUUUGGAAGCGGAAAAAACAUGGCUUCAGUGUGAAUGCGACCGUUGGGGUCUAUCGAAAUCCGAGGAGUGUCAAUCGAUGCCAGCGUUAAUGGGUGCGGUGGGGGGGACGGGGGCAGGCGCGGGGCUCGGGAUCAUUCCAGAACACAGCCUCUUGGACUCGUGCACUCGUCUCUCCAUCUCACUUGAAGAGAGCGUAUUUAAGGUGUCCGUCAGUUCGUCAUCGCAGUCGUCCCGAAGCAACUCGAGUCCGCAUAUGACGCUAGAAGAACUGCGUGCCAUCAACAAAUACGCCGAGAGUACCAAGAGCCUCUCAUAUUUACCACAGGUAACGACAACAAAAUAUCUCAUUUGAUUCCAAUGGAAAUUUUUACAACUUUUUUGAAUGAUUUGUUUCAUAAAGUUUAUGUAAAGUUUCGAGCAUUAUUUUUGAUUACAUUUUUAAAUUCUAAUGUUAGAAGUGUGGCGAUUUAUAUUAUAACCGAUUUUUAUUAAAUAUCAAAGACU
Molecule: messenger RNA, 1601 nt
Organism: Melitaea cinxia (Glanville fritillary)
Lineage: Eukaryota; Metazoa; Arthropoda; Insecta; Lepidoptera; Nymphalidae
Gene: RhoGAP71E
Product: rho GTPase-activating protein 20
Exons: 9
Coding region: 265-1449 (394 amino acids)
Biological process (GO): signal transduction
Molecular function (GO): GTPase activator activity
Source: RefSeq, a predicted model, not a curated record